This is a messenger RNA of Rhineura floridana, 3001 nucleotides long. RefSeq names its product adenylate kinase 2 (gene AK2). Gene Ontology annotation, molecular function: ATP binding; AMP kinase activity. Bases 86 to 817 code for a protein of 243 amino acids. The transcript is spliced from 6 exons. Gene Ontology annotation, cellular component: mitochondrion; cytoplasm. The record is from RefSeq and is a predicted model, not a curated record. Lineage: Eukaryota; Metazoa; Chordata; Lepidosauria; Squamata; Rhineuridae. Gene Ontology annotation, biological process: ADP biosynthetic process.
AGCGCAAGGAGGCGGGUCCCUUUGCCGCGUGCUUUUUCGGGGGUCAGGCGGCCAAGGAGGAGGGUGCGAUGGCGCCCAGCACGGAAUGCGGGAAGGAAGGAAGCCUCGGCCGUGGCGUCCGGAAAGGCAUCCGGGCCGUGUUGUUGGGGCCGCCCGGGGCGGGAAAGGGGACCCAGGUGAGGGAACCCAGGCUCCUCGGCUUGCUGAAACCUAUUGUGUGUGUCACUUGGCAACUGGGGACAUGUUGAGGGCUAUGGUGGCUUCUGGCUCAGAGCUGGGGAAAAAACUGAAGGAGACGAUGGAUGCGGGAAAGCUGGUGAGUGACGAAAUGGUGGUGGAGCUGAUUGAGAAAAACCUGGAGACUCCCUCCUGCAGAAAUGGCUUCCUUUUGGAUGGGUUCCCUCGCACAGUGCGGCAAGCAGAGAUGCUGGAUGAACUCCUGGAAAAGAGAAGAGAGAAACUAGAAUCUGUCAUCGAAUUCAAUGUUGCUGACUCCUUACUCAUCCGGAGAAUCACUGGACGACUGAUCCACCCAGCAAGCGGCCGUUCCUACCAUGAGGAAUUCAACCCUCCUAAGGUCCACAUGAAGGACGAUGUCACUGGGGAACCCUUGAUACGCCGAUCCGAUGACACCGAAGGAGCUUUGAAAACUCGCCUGAAGGCUUACCACACCCAGACAACGCCACUGAUUAAUUACUACACCAGACGUGGGAUCCAUGCGGCCGUUGAUGCUUCCCAGUCCCCUGAUGUGGUUUUUGCCAGCAUCCUGGCAGCUUUCUCAAAAGCAACAUGUAAAGACCUGGUUAUGUUUGUUUAGGUUUCCUCUUCUUUCUGAUCCUUCCUUCUCCUUUCCUGUCUUCUGGGGUCGACAAGAGCAAGCUGUAAGGAGGGGGCACAAAGUGGCCGGGGAAGGAAGGUUGGAGAAACUGCCCAUUAAAACGAAAUUGUUGUGCUCUCUCCAAUUUGUAUGUAUGUAUUUUUUGAUAUAUGGAAACACUUUUGGUCUCUUAUGUGCGGAUGGCCUGCAGAGGGUGCAGAUGACUCACACGCUACCCUUCUGGGCCUCAGAAGUGGGUUGCCCCUGAAAGUGUUUUGGUACUUAUCAGGGUAAAAUUGGAAAAUUGCUGCAGUUUCUGCUGUUCCGCCUACAGGUCAGGUGGCUGGGUGCAAUGCACAUAGGAGCACUGAAGGUCACAAAUGCGUGGCUGCGGGGAGGAAAGUUGUUGGCUGGCCUCAUCCUGAGUUCUUGUUUCUGAACUGCAGGAACUGAAAUGCUGUGUCAGCUUAAAUGAGGGUGUACAGAAGCGCAGAUAUGCGUGCACCUGUGUGAAGAGAUGUGUACAUCCUGUGUUAUGCUUGGGCCGAGCAAAACCUAUAACCAGCACGUCAGUGGAUGUUUCCAGUGCAGGGCUUGUUCCAUACUCCCAUAAUCUCAAGAUGGAAGCCUGAGUAUUGGUAGUCAGUAAAGAAUUUAGAAUCUCUUUUGACUCUUCAUUUUUUUAAAAAAAACUUCUAGUCCUCAUGGCUGCCUAGAAGCUGUGAAACUGUGAGGGAGGCUCAGGAGAAUUUUCAUUGGUCAUGGAGUGGGCCUCUGUGUUCUCUUCAUGGCUAACAGAAGCCAAAUAAAUAUGUUGAAUAGGACACUAGAUGCAAAAGUGUCUACUCUGUGUAACUUCUUCAGGUUGGAGAAUAUGUUUUUUGUCUGUGCGUGCAGAAGUUCUGUUUCCUCGCUGGUUUAGCAUAUUCAUGGACAAGUCAUAAUUUGCACAAGAUGGCAACAUUGAGGGCCAGAUUGGCAAGGUAAGAAUGCAGGCUGAGAGUAGGCUAUGCAGUGAUUUGUUUCAACAUGGGGCAAAGGUGCAAUAUAACCCACGCUUCCUACUCUUCAUCCUCCUCUGGCAGUUUUGUGGUUCUACCAGGAUGUAGGCUGGAUUGCAGUUAUGGUGGAGAAACUGAAAGCACACUUCACAAGGGUCUGGUGGAGCCUACCUGCUGUUGCCCUGUAUUUGUGGUAAACUUAAUUUAUUCAUGAGAAUUGACUUUGUAUCCCUCUAAGAUAGCUUUUGGCAACCCAUGCCCUCCAGAUGUUUUGGACUACAACUUGCAGCAUGGCUGGAGCUGAUGAGAGCUGUAGUCCAAAGCAUCUGGGGGGCAUGGGUUGGCCCAGGGGCACUGAGAGUGGCUCUGUUUUUGCCCUUCAGUUGGUGAUACACGAAUGGUGCCUUGGCAGUCCUCUCUGCAGUCUUGUAUUCUUCCAGAAUACCCUGAAAUAAGGACCCAAGGGGCACUUGCAGCAACCUUGGGUUGUUCAUUCUCGAUCAGUUCUGUGAAUUGACUUCAUGUCAUUUUUGCCAACUUUGGUGAUAUCCUUGACAGGCACUGGUGUUUUCUCAAGACACACAGCAAUAUUGCUGGGGUGCAGGUGGGUUGGGAGGGAGCUUUAAUUUUGUAGAAUGUUUCCAUCUGCGGCACUUGCCAUGCCAGUUUGCAGCUAAGUUUCUUGACUUCACAUGACUAUUGAAGCUGCUGGAGUCUGUACUGUGCCUUGCUACGACGCAAUAAAGGUGUGCAUUCUGGCAUAUGUGGAUAUUGCUGCCUACCUUCUGAGGUCACAUUUAUAUCUGCCUGUUGGCCUUCCAGCCUUCCAACUCUCUGGCCAUUCUGUAUGUUGAUAGAUCCAGGGCUGUGAAGUACAGAGUGCCCUUGGCAGGGGGGAGGGGGAGCGAAGGCAUUGUGACUGUCCACUGACCUGUGUCCUUGUCUCUUUCCCCUUUUCUUUUUAGUCCUUCCUUUAAUUAUUCUUACAUUCUUCUUAAAUGCAUUUUUGCUCUGGAUGAUUCUUCUUAAAGAACCAUGCUCCUCUUUUGAUUAAAUAGGCUGGAAGAAUAUUUCACUGCCCAAGAACAUAGCACAGAGAAAACUUAGCCCAUUGAACAGUGUAGUCUAUUGUGAAGCAUUUUGCAGAUUUGAAAGAAGAUUUUUCGCUGUCCUGAAAUGAAAA